GUUUGAACUUGAACACGAGCUCAGCAAAAUGACAAGUACAGAGAGGACAAAGUACGCGCUGAUCACAGGCUGCACGCCAGGAGGCAUUGGCCACUUCCUCGCGCUCGAGUUCGCAGAGAAAGGCUUCCAUGUCCUUGCGACAGUUCGCGACCCGGCAAAAUAUACUUCGCCCAACCCGCACAUUACUUAUCUGCCCCUCGAGCUCACCAGCAAUUCCUCAAUCCGCGAACUGCGCACGCGUGUGACUGAAAUCACGAACGGCAAGCUUGACGUUCUCUACAACAACGCUGGGCGCAAUUAUGUAGUCCCUGCUCUCGACUUUGACCAAGAUGAGCUCCACGAGCUGUUUGAAGCCAACGUCUUCUCUGUCAUGCAGAUGUGCAAGGAGUUUACGCCGCUCUUGAUCGAAACCAGAGGCACGAUAGUACAGACCGGGUCCGUCGCGGGCAUCAUGCCUUAUGUCUGGGGUGCACCGUACAACGCGUCGAAGGCUGCGUUACACGUCUAUACGGACACGCUACGCGUCGAACUCGCGCCGCUCGGCGUACGCGUUCUGACUGUUGUUACCGGUGGUGUCAAAUCGAAUAUCGCGAGAACACAUCGUGUACUGCCGCCGGACUCCUAUAUGCAGCCUCUCGCUGCCGAUUAUGAGAGGAGGUUGACGCACAGCCAGCAGUUGGGCAUGGACACGCAGCAGUAUGCGAGAAGCUGUGUGAGACAGGUACUAGGCGGAGGGAGCUGGUUCGGUCGACCGGGAUGGAUUUGGGAAGGCAAAAUGAGCUGGAUUGUAUGGUUUGGGUGGAGCUACUUGCCGCACAGGAUCUUCGAUUGGUACUUUACCUCGGUCUUCAAACUGGCAAAAUUGAGGGGUACUGCAGGACCGGACAAAAAGACAAGGUGAAUGGUGGUUGAUGAAGAGAUGCACACCGAACCUUUCGUAAUCAGUGUAGCUUUGUGUUUGCCUUAAUAUACACUCGUUCAAUGACACUAG
Molecule: messenger RNA, 991 nt
Organism: Dothidotthia symphoricarpi CBS 119687
Lineage: Eukaryota; Fungi; Ascomycota; Dothideomycetes; Pleosporales; Dothidotthiaceae
Product: NAD(P)-binding protein
Exons: 3
Coding region: 29-901 (290 amino acids)
Biological process (GO): triglyceride catabolic process; phosphatidic acid biosynthetic process
Cellular component (GO): endoplasmic reticulum; lipid droplet
Molecular function (GO): acylglycerone-phosphate reductase (NADP+) activity; triacylglycerol lipase activity
Source: RefSeq, a predicted model, not a curated record